This is a messenger RNA of Rhizophagus irregularis DAOM 181602=DAOM 197198, 567 nucleotides long. The record is from RefSeq and is a predicted model, not a curated record. NCBI's taxonomy places the organism in Eukaryota, Fungi, Glomeromycota, Glomeromycetes, Glomerales, Glomeraceae.
AUGGCAUGCACGGAAGUACCGAAUGGAAAAAAUGGAAACAGGAACACCAAAUCACGAAGACAACGUUCACGACUUACUUACCGGAAACGCAAACGUCAUCAUGAAGACCAUUUUUCUGGUCCAUCUAAUGAAUCAGCUCGCGUCAGCGACUCACAUGGUUAUAUUAAUCCGUUCAAUGAUUCUCGUCGCGCUCUCGACAACUCCAUUUUAUGGAUAUACCUCACUAGUUCAAAUUUCCGUCAUGGAUGCUCUUCGAAUGGAACCGGAAAUACAAGCGAAAUUGGUUACGGAUUAGGCAAAUUCUUUUGUCUAAAUGUACCUCUCAAAGAUGGAAUUGAUGAUAAUAGCUAUGUUUCAUUGUUCAAGGAUGUUAUGUUAGAUCAUUAUCAACCAACUCAUGGAGAGUGCGUAAGAUUUAUAAAAAGUUGGCAGAUUCCCUUGUUAGUUCUUGGAGGUGGCGGUUAUAGAAUUCCUAAUGUAGCAAGAUGUUGGACUUAUGAAACUGGAAUAUUACUUGGGUUUCCAAGUGUUGAACUUCUUGAUAGGAAUUUAGAGAUGCUAGUUUAG